Molecule: messenger RNA, 642 nt
Organism: Cryphonectria parasitica EP155
Lineage: Eukaryota; Fungi; Ascomycota; Sordariomycetes; Diaporthales; Cryphonectriaceae
Exons: 1
Cellular component (GO): Cul4-RING E3 ubiquitin ligase complex
Molecular function (GO): protein binding
Source: RefSeq, a predicted model, not a curated record
CGGGGCGAGGUGCUGACCGUCGACUGGCACCCCACAGGCGGACCUGUGUGCUACGGCGGGGCCCGGGACGGCGUGUUCUUCCGCCUCGACCCGAGGGCGGGCGACUGCCAGCAGGACACCAGCCCAGGGUUCCAUGGCUUCCGUCACCCCUCAUCAGUCGCACACCUGCGGGCCCUUGACGACGGGCAUCAGCUGCUCGCCGCUGGGCCGCGGGGCGCCAUGGCCGUCUAUGACCUGCGCUGGAUGACCCAGGAGGUCCGCCGCAGUAACAGUCGUAGUGGCAGGAGGGCGGCGGCGGUCACGCCGUCCAGGUCUGUCGUACAAAUGCCCGAGUACAGCAACGCCGCGCACAUUCACAUCGGCCUGGACAUCACACGGGUCUCGGGCGCCGGUCGGGUUGUCGCCGCGGGUAUGGACGACGGCAGCGUGGGGGUGUUCUCACUGCGAACUGGUAAAAAGCUGAGAGCCGGCGCCCUGGAUAACUUCGACAGGCUCAAGCUCGGGGACGGCGGCGGGGUCGUCAAGGCGCUGCAGUGGCAGGCGAUGCCAUGGGAAAAAGACCCGAGCCUCUGGGUGGCUGCCGGGUCGGUGGUGAGGAAGUUUAGCUUUGGGCUGGAUGAGGAUGAGGACGGGGAUUGUUGA